GUCAGUACAUUAAAAGUAACAUAACUUUUCUUAAAUUGAUAUUCUAAGUAAAAGAAUAGAAGUAUUUACUAGAAAAUACUACAAAUGGCGCAGUGAACGCCAUCUGUAGCACGAUGCUGCAUUUUAGGAUUACGUAAAAGAUCGAAAUCGCGAUCAGCGUCUGGCAGUUUCGACAGAAUACAGACCACUUCGAAUUAUUUCAGAAGUAUUUACUGUUUACCAAUUCGAACUAUCUACAAAUAAAGUUAAUAACUAUUUCAAUUAGAGAACAAUUAGUCACGAGUACGUUUUUUCCGCUAGCUAAAGGCUUAAGUGGCAACUGAUGCCUAUAUUUGUCCUUUUAAAUCCCUAUACUUUCCAUGAAGGAAAAAUUGAAAACACUUUCAAAUGAAAUAGUUUAACAAAGUAGCACACAUGUAUGAAGUACAGUAUACGUUAUAAAUAUAAUGAUUUAAAUAUCGCGAUUUGAAAUCAAAAGCCACUAUAGAUAGAUUACUUACGUAAUCGUAUAAAAUCAUUCUAUCUUGUGUGUAUAAUUAAUCAAAGUUUUCAUUCUUUAAGUAACUACUCUACGCAUUAGUCCUUAAUAAGAUUUACUAAAGAACUUACACGCACUUUUUUUUAAGUUUAAAACUUAUUUUCAAUUAUUAUAUCAAAUAUAUUAAGUACCUACAUACAUAUAUAAAGUAUGUCCAUGUAUGCAGCACUUAAAAGAUUGUUUUCACCUUCCUAUGCUCAAUCGUUAAGAAAAAAUUUACCGAUCCUUGACGAAAAUUUCUAUUGGGGACCCGGAUCUUCCCCGAAAGUUACAGAUGAAUCUAUAAGACCGUUCAAAGUGGAUAUCAAGGAAGAGGUUCUCAAUGAUUUGCAAUUACGAUUGAAAAACACCAGAAGAUUUACACCUCCUUUGGAAAACAUCGCACAGGAGUAUGGCUUUAACACAAACCUCCUAAAAAACAUAAUCGACUUUUGGAAAGAUGAGUACAACUGGAGAGAGCGUGAAAUUUAUUUAAAUCAAUUUCCUCAAUUUAAAACUAAUAUACAGGGUUUAGACAUUCACUAUCUGCACGUCAAGCCUACAUCUUUACCCAGUCAUAUAGAAAUCUACCCUUUGCUAAUUUUACAUGGAUGGCCAGGAAGUGUAAGAGAAUUCUACAAUUUGAUUCCCUUACUUACGAAACCCAUGGAUGGAAAAAACUUUGCCUUUGAGGUGAUCGCGCCAUCAAUCCCCGGCUAUGCCUUUUCAGAUGCCUCUGCCAAACCUGGGUUUGCAGUACCUCACGCUGCAGUUGCUUUUAUGAAUUUAAUGAAAAGAUUAGGAUUUGACAGGUACUACCUCCAAGGUGGUGAUUGGGGCAGUCAAAUAACUACGUCGUUGGUUUCUCAAUACCCAAAAAAUGUCCUUGGUUUGCACAUUAAUAUGUGCAUUUCGUUGAUGAGUGUCACCCUAUGGAAAAUAAUUUUGGGCAGCUUUUGGCCAAGCAUUGUAGGAAUUAGCAAAGAAGAUCAGAGCAAAAUGAUGUAUCCAUUGAGCAGAAUAUUUAAAUCAUUACUUGCCGAAACUGGAUAUUACCAUAUUCAAGCAACAAAACCAGACACAAUAGGUACAGCAUUGAAUGAUUCUCCAGCAGGAUUAGCCGCAUAUAUUUUGGAAAAGUUUUCCACCGGUACAAAUCCCAACUAUAGGGCCCUUGAAGACGGCGGGCUCCUGGAAAAGUUUACCUAUACGGACUUACUAGACAACGUAAUGUUGUAUUGGGUGACAAAUUCUGCUACGACAGCCGCAAGAUUUUAUGCAGAACAAUACAGCAAAGAAAACCGUAGGGUAAACAUUGACAGUUUUCAAUUGCCAAAAGAAGUACCAAUCGCCUUUUUAAAAGCUCCUUACGAAAUUAUGUACCAACCAGACAGUUUGUUACGAGAUAGGUAUCCUAACAUUGUUCAAAGUACAGAGUUAACUCAUGGGGGACAUUUUUUGGCAUUGGAAGAACCCCAAACACUUGCCGCUGACUUGUUUUCCGCUGUUGAAAAAAUGAGGAUUUCACGAAAGUAAAUAUUAUUUUAAACAAAUGUAUACCCUGAUGAUUUGUUAAUUUAUUAUAAUAUGUAACUCUAAGUUUAAGUAUUUUUUGUCUUAAAGACUUAAUUGCUGUAAAGGGAUUUUUUGUAUAAUUAUACGAAUCUAUGAAUA
This is a messenger RNA of Agrilus planipennis (emerald ash borer), 2191 nucleotides long. Its product is annotated as juvenile hormone epoxide hydrolase 2. NCBI's taxonomy places the organism in Eukaryota, Metazoa, Arthropoda, Insecta, Coleoptera, Buprestidae. The coding region runs from base 689 to 2053 and encodes 454 amino acids. The transcript has 6 exons. Gene Ontology annotation, biological process: epoxide metabolic process. The record is from RefSeq and is a predicted model, not a curated record. Gene Ontology annotation, molecular function: epoxide hydrolase activity.